UGCGAAACAAUAGAUUUACGUUGACACCCACGAACGUGUUCAAACGUACUUAAAAUUUAGUUAAAUAUAAACCCCAAAUAACCGGCUUCCGGAAUGGCUGAUUCCCGUCGUCGUUUCCGUAACAAGAAGCGGGAUGAAUCUUGCUCCGGCCUCCUGACACCCGUGACCAUCGCCCGGCGCGAGGACUCCACCCGCAUGAUGCAGCCAAAAAUUCUGCUAAAGAAGGAUCGCGAUCGGGAGCAAGAGACCUGGGACAGAGAGCGGGACAAGGAUCGGAAGCUGGAGAGGGACAGGGAGGCGGAGUCGAGUCCCAGUUGUUACCCCGAUACACCGCCGACCAUCAAAACGAUGAUCGUCAAUCGUACGAGUGAGGUGCGGCCUGCAGACAGGUGCCAGAUGCCGUUGGCUGGAGGUGCUCUUGGCCAGGGAAGCGGGCAAUUGUCCGCCGUGCCAUCUAGCUCCGUUUGCUCCGCAUUGGUUAGCUCGGAACCAACUAGCAGGGACAAGGGGAGCUGCAGUGGUGGUGCCAGAACCGCUGGCACCUCGGCCGGAGCACCGAAUGCUCUUCAGGAGCAUCAGCCGCCACGCAUGAACCGUCCCACACCCCUAAUCGUGGCCAAUGGCAUUUUUAAUGCCAAUGCCCGCAAGCUCUUCCACAAAACUAAUACGGACUUCACCGUCAUCGGGGUACUGGGUGGUCAGAGUUCCGGGAAGAGCACGCUGCUCAAUCUCCUGGCCGCUGAGCGGUCUCUGGACUACGACUACUACCAACACCUAUUCUCUCCAGAGGCGGAUGAAUGCAUCUUUGCCACCCGUCACAAGUUUAAGCCAAACAAUGGGCAGAAGAGCAUUUUGCGACCACGCACGGAGACCCUGCAGUUUUUCAUCACCCGGGAACGUCACAUACUGCUGGACACACCACCGUUAAUGCCUGUGAGCAAGGAGUCGGAUCACCACGAUCUGCACUCCCUGGGCACCAUGGCGCAACUGUUGAGUGUAUGCCAUAUACUAAUUUUAGUCAUCGACGGCUUGGCCUUGGAGCAACUGCGUCUGAUAAACACUGCCCUUCGCCUUAGACCGACGUUUCCCUGCAAAGGCUAUGUGCGGGAUUACUUGCCGCAGGUGGUAUUCGUCCGCACGCGUGCCCAGCGAAUCGACUUUGAGAUACAGCAGCGGGAACGACUGGACAAAAAGUUGGCCUACUUAUACGGGCCGACGGGGCUGCCCAUAUACCGGGGAAAAGGCGAUGCACGGUGCUUAAACUCCUUCCUGCUCCCGGAGGUGAGUAGCAACAAAGCCACCGCUUUCCACUGCUGCCUCGGAGAACUGGUGCGUCAGUUCCGAGAACGUAUUCUCGGAUCCACGCGCAUCUCUAUGUGCCACACCAGCACCGAACUCAGUGAGGCCAUCUGGUUUGAGAUCCUGGCCGAAAGUGCUCGCAAAACGGCUCCUCAUUUCGAAAAGAUCUACGCAGAGAUCAAGUUGCGCCACCUGGACACACGCUGCCAGUGGCGAUCGGACAAUAGGCGCACGUUCUCUUCCAAUGCCGAAAGCUGAUCCACAGAUUGUAAGUAUGCGGUUGGUAUAAAACUAUGCAAGUGGGUGAAGCGGCUUGUACUGGGAUACGCAAAGCACGGAUUGCUGUCCUGAACCAUUCAAGUGAUUAAAGUUCCAGUGUCAGUGCUUACCAAUCCUUUUAUUAAUGACACGUGCAGUGCUAUGGCCAAUAUGUUUCGCUGAAUACCGACCGACAUCAAGUCUUUUUUAAAAGGAGGUGUUUAAAGUUAACAUAUGAAUCAGAAGUUGAGAUAGUGACUGAUAUACAUAUUGUUUUAUAGACAUAUCCCUUAUUAAUAAAAGACUUUAAAAAUAAUUGUGUAGCAUUCACAAAGAAUAGUAUUUACAUUUUUUAGUUAGGCUUAACGAUUGUCGAUUUUUAUCAACCGAUUAUUAUUACACCUAUCGAAUUCGUAGGUAUCGAUUUAAAGCCAAUAGUAGUUGAAUAAAUAAAAACUAUUUAUCUUAA
Molecule: messenger RNA, 2026 nt
Organism: Drosophila mauritiana
Lineage: Eukaryota; Metazoa; Arthropoda; Insecta; Diptera; Drosophilidae
Product: protein SMG9
Exons: 1
Coding region: 94-1557 (487 amino acids)
Biological process (GO): nuclear-transcribed mRNA catabolic process, nonsense-mediated decay
Source: RefSeq, a predicted model, not a curated record